GCAAGGCCCGACCAGGCCUGACGAAGUUCUCUGGAGCGGUGCGUGCGUCGUCGUCGCGAAGCAAGCAGGCGGACGUCGUCGCCUGACUGGCCGACCGAUAACCCCAAGUUGACCAAGCUGGGUGCACCGAACCACGGCCGAGACCGCGUCAGGGGCGUCCCGCGCGGGGACACGUGAGGAGGACCGCGCAGCGGGUGCCCGACAGCCGCCGACGACCGCAAGUGUCGCAGGAGGGCGGAGCAGCGGUCCUGGUCUGCCGCCAAGUCUCAAGGCGCCAGGAUGGCAGGGUCCGCUCUGCGGCGGCUCAUGGCCGAGUACAAGCAGCUCACGCUCAACCCUCCCGAGGGCACCUGCUUCGAAGGCGGCGUCUUCCCGGCCAAGCUCACCUUCCCCGCGGACUACCCGCUCAGCCCACCCAAGAUGCAGUUCACCUGCGAGAUGUACCACCCAAACAUCUACGCGGACGGCCGCGUCUGCAUCUCUAUCCUGCACGCGCCGGGCGAGGACCCCAUGGGCUACGAGUCGAGUGCAGAGCGCUGGAGCCCCGUGCAGAGCGUUGAGAAGAUCCUGCUCUCGGUCGUGUCCAUGCUCGCCGAGCCCAACGACGAGAGCGGAGCCAACGUGGACGCGGCCAAGAUGUGGCGGGAAGACCGGCCCCAGUUCAACCGGAUCGCCGACCGCCUCGUGCGCAAGUCGCUCGGCAUGCUUGCCUCCUGAGGCCUCCCCAAUAAACGACUGGAUAACGCGGUAAAACUCUUUAUUCAGCGGUA
This is a messenger RNA of Ixodes scapularis (black-legged tick), 770 nucleotides long. It is a transcript of the gene Ubc7, whose product is annotated as ubiquitin-conjugating enzyme E2 G2. Bases 280 to 717 code for a protein of 145 amino acids. Gene Ontology annotation, cellular component: endoplasmic reticulum; cytosol. The record is from RefSeq and is a predicted model, not a curated record. NCBI's taxonomy places the organism in Eukaryota, Metazoa, Arthropoda, Arachnida, Ixodida, Ixodidae. The transcript is spliced from 2 exons.